Molecule: messenger RNA, 363 nt
Organism: Cetraspora pellucida
Lineage: Eukaryota; Fungi; Glomeromycota; Glomeromycetes; Diversisporales; Gigasporaceae
Source: the annotation of a GenBank genome assembly
AUGGUCUUAGAUUCAGUUAAUCAGAAUUGGAGACGUCCUAUUGCAUACAAAUUUGACAAUGAAGAAAUCAAAACUUAUUGCCAAAUAAAACUUUUUGAUGCUAAUAAAAAACCUAUUGAUUAUAAUAUCUGGGUUGAUGAUAAUUCGAAACUAAGUUUAAUCAAACUUCAUCAAUGGUAUUUAAUCAAUGAUAUCGUUGUUGAUGAAAAUAAAAAACCUUUAUUAGAACAUAUAACUGGUGUCAAACUUGAAAAUAUUAAAUUGAAAGAAGGAACAAAAUGUUAUGCUAGAAAAAAUCUUGAUACUGUAUCUAGUAAACUUACCGAAGAUCCACUAUCGAAAGAAAGAUAUGAAUCUACCUAA